GCACAAGCAAUAUUGGGAAAAAUGUCUGAGAAUCUUCUUUCCUGACCAAUCAUAUCUGAUAGAUCCGCAAGGAGUCGAGUGUCCAAGUGAUUUUUCCCAAUACUGGGUACAAUAUUCUGAAUUUUCAGAUGGCCUAUCA
This is a messenger RNA of Funneliformis caledonium, 139 nucleotides long. NCBI's taxonomy places the organism in Eukaryota, Fungi, Glomeromycota, Glomeromycetes, Glomerales, Glomeraceae. The record is from the annotation of a GenBank genome assembly.